UACUCAAUAAUGUGCCUAAUAUUGAAAAGAUCUACAAAAGCUCAUGCUAUUUUCAACCACAAGGAGAUGUAUUAUAUCCAAAAGAUUUAAAGGAAAUGUUAUUUGCAGUAUGCUGUGUUCUAGAAGAACUAUUGGUGAUGCAUAAUAUUCCAAUAAUGCAUUAUGAUAUACAUUGGCAAAACAUUGUGAAGUAUCGUGAUAAUGACAAAUGGUUUCUCAUUGAUUUUGAAUUUGCUUGUUACUCACCUCAAUAUUUGAAGGAAGAAGGAUUAGAGAAAAAUAGUCAUGCAUCAGAAAUUAGGGAAGGAUAUCAACAGAUAUCUGGAGUGUUACCAAGUGAAAUUACAGAUUUUGGUAAAAAGUUAAUGAAAUCAAAUCCACAAGAGAGACCAAACGCUAUUGAUGUAUUGACAGAUGCUAAAGAAUUAUAUAAAAAGUUUUUAACAUUUUUGGAAUAA
Messenger RNA from Funneliformis geosporum, 458 nucleotides. The record is from the annotation of a GenBank genome assembly. Lineage: Eukaryota; Fungi; Glomeromycota; Glomeromycetes; Glomerales; Glomeraceae.